CUAUUUUUAACGUAACAUAUUUGUUCCAUUCACAUAGCCGCUCUACUAACAUGUAUACAACUUAUCUUAAUUAUGUUGUAUAUCCUAGUUUAAAAUAAGCCGCUCCAGUAAUAGAAGUCAAUGACAAGAAGCAAAUCAUCAUGGCAGGCGAAGGAGGCGAAGUUUACAAAUGUCAUCACUUCCGGACUAUUCCGGACAGAUUUUCCAGAUUCAAUUUUACGCUCGCCAUGUAUUUGUUGUGCAGAAGUGCACUAGAAUAGUAGAAUUAGGUCAUGGAAGAGAAAAGAAAGCGUCUCACCGAGAAAAGCAGAACGGAAAAUGUAAGAAGCAAAAAGCAAAGGAAAAUAUAUCAAACUAAUACUACUGUUGGAACUUCGAUGGACAAGAGAAGAGUAUUUGAUGGUCCUCUUGUAACUUGUUUUAAAAGGCAACAAGAGCAUGAUAAGGAAAGCGUCUCUUGCCCAGUUUGCUCACAGCUCGUGUACCUGAAUCACAUUAAUGAACAUUUGGAUACAGGCUGCAAUAAGAAAAUUCUCACCUGCACAUCUGCUCAUUUUUCUACAACAAGAGAAAGAUUUUCUAAGAAUUGUGCGGAAGACCGAUCAGUGAAAUUACAGAUAAACGAGGAUAUUUGCAAAAAAAGAAUGGAUAUGCAAGACUCGUGCUCUGAUGAAGUGUUUAAAAGUUCCAAAGUGUACAAAGAAGAUGAGAAGAAUGAUAUUGAUGAGGAUUCCAUUACAGAACCGUAUUAUUUGAAGAAUUUGAUGUUUAUUGUUGAUGCUGUACUGGCGGACGGCCAAUAUUGUGAAUUGUUUAACGCUGACGAUCAAAAAAUUCUAAAACGCUUUCAUAAUUUGAGCAUAAAUUCACGUAAACUGUAUGCAAGACUCUUUCAACGCCAGUACAAAUGGUUUAGAGCCUGCAAUAUCCGGUAUCCAAAAAUAUCAGAAGAUUUGACAGCGUGUUUUGAUGAGCUAAUCGUGACAGGUUUUUUGCUCGCUGAUCUGAAUGAUUUGGCUGAAAUUCUUAAACUUCUUUCCGCAUCUGAAGUAGUGGAUCUUGCCAAAUUUAUGCAUAUCUCAAGAAAUUCCCAAAAUAAAAGUCAAUUGGUCACAUUGCUUUUGAAACAAAGCCGUCAAAACUCAUUUUUUUCUAAAGAGGAGAACGGUGUUAAAAAAGCAAUCUGCAAAAGGGCAAAUGCGAUGCUGGGAACAGUCGUGAAGCUUGAAUCCGACAAGAGAUCCGUCUUCACGAGGUUAAUUCUUCUCUACGUACAAGAAAUAGAUGACCGUAAUGAUAACACACAGUUGUCGACAAUAUUUUUUAGAAGAAUUGGACAAGGUGUUUACCCUGAUUAUGUAAUUCGCAGGGUUUGUAGAAUCUUCCGAAAUAGGGAUGAUCUGAUUUGUUGCGACGUAGCUAAUCAGGCGCUUUUCUGUUUGAACGAGGCCAUUGAACGAAAGAAAUUUGACAAAGCCAUGGAAGUUUUCGAAGAAGCAUAUGAAAAAUUCAAAGCAAUAAUGAGAAAAUUAGCGUUGUGUGACCCGGCAACACUUUACUCUUCAGCGCUCCCCGAACAUUUACGUCAGUUUACGACGCCAUGGCUAUACACUAGGAUAUGCUCAUGUAGUGUGGAGAUAUUACAGCGGUACAAAAAAUAUGACAAAGCUGUUGAAUUACUGCGUGAGCUAUUGGGGCAACAGGACUUUUGUCCCAGUAAUCGCGGAAGAUGGUGGGAGCGACUGGCUUUGAACCUACAUCAACAUAUGAACAAACCUGCUGAGGCAUUAGAUGUGGUCCGUGAAGGUCUUGCUGACACUAGAGUAAGAACUGGACAUAGACUGGCGUUGGAAGAAAGAGCAAAGAACAUUUGUGAAUCAAGAAAGAAUGCGAGCCUAAAGAAACAUCUUUCCUACAUUCAGUUUACUGAAUUGAAACAACCACCUGUUGUAACGAUUUCUGGUGUGCGACUGUCAACUGAACCAAUUUUCAUUGUCAAAGAUGAGAAAGAUGAGAAGAGCUUUUGCUCAGUCGAGCAGCUAGCAAUAAUUCAUUACCGUGAACAAGGAUACAAUGAAGGCAUUCACGGAGAAGGAAUGACGUUUAAUCUACUGUUCACUCUUAUCAUGUGGGAUGUUAUUUUCUGUGACACUGUUCCAGAUGUUUUUAGAAAUCCUUAUCAGUCGGCUCCACUUGACAUUUAUUCUGGGAACUUUUAUGCUAAUCGAAAGGCGAUGAUAGAUGCCCGUGUUCAGGAGAUUCACGAUUCUCCUGUCGAGAAAAUAAAGGACGACAUACGUCUAACAUGGCAAGAACAGUUUGGAAAAACGUGCGCUGGAGUGAAUUGGAACUUGUUUGCAAAUGUGAACAAAGUUUUGGAGUUCAUCAGUUGUGUAGGAAGUGUUGUAUUGGCAGGUAUAUGCUCUAUAUUUGCCAAAGAUUAUCGCCACACACGAUCUGGCCUACCUGAUUUAGUCGUAUGGAACUUCGCCUGUUUGAAAUAUAAGAUUGUCGAGGUAAAAGGACCAAACGACAAACUUUCUACCAAACAGAAAGUGUGGCUAGAUGCUCUUGUUCGCCUUGGUGCUUAUACGGAAGUUCUUUAUGUCAAAGCAGUAGGGGGAAGGCAAGCGUAGUAUUUGAAAGUAUGCUGCUCGAGCGGGACGCAGAAUUUCAAGUUCCUCCAUGUUUAAGUUGAGCCUUUCACGAUUCUAUUGGAACAAAAAAUCGAAAGAAUAUAAGAUCACAUUUCGAUAAUAUUUGUAUAUAUAAUUCUCUACGUCAAUCAACUUUGUGGAAAUAGUUUCGCAACUUGCUGAUACAAAGAACAGGAUUUCUACUUAACUUAUAUAAAAUGCGAUGUCACUCUCACUUUUGUAUUAAAACCGUUUACGUGCACGGA
Messenger RNA from Xenia sp. Carnegie-2017, 2902 nucleotides. RefSeq names its product fanconi-associated nuclease 1-like. The transcript has 13 exons. The coding region runs from base 273 to 2636 and encodes 787 amino acids. Gene Ontology annotation, cellular component: nucleus. NCBI's taxonomy places the organism in Eukaryota, Metazoa, Cnidaria, Anthozoa, Malacalcyonacea, Xeniidae. The record is from RefSeq and is a predicted model, not a curated record. Gene Ontology annotation, molecular function: 5'-3' exonuclease activity; flap-structured DNA binding; 5'-flap endonuclease activity. Gene Ontology annotation, biological process: interstrand cross-link repair.